AUGGACAAGUAUAACUUGCCGCCUUUUAAGUGUGCUUUACUGCCACCAGAUGAAGCCAGAGAUAAAUGGUUAGAGUGGAAACAGGGGUUCCGAUAUGUAGCACUUGCUUCGGGUGAAACUAAUAAAACAAAGCUAAGAAAUCAGUUGAUGGCUCUGGGAGGCUUUGAGCUCCAACGGAUAUUCCAUGGUCUUCCCGGGGCACGAGUAGAAGAAGAUGAUGACGGUGAUAUUGAUCCAUAUGCGGUAGCAAUCGAGAAGCUUGAUGAAUAUUUUGCUCCUAAGAGACAUGAUGCAUUUGAACGUAACGUUUUCUGGUCAAUGAAAUUGGGUCAAGAUGAGUCACUAGUUAAAUUUCUGAUGAGAAUACAAGAGCAGGCAACAAAGUGCAAUUUUGGGAGUAGUGAUGCUAAAAGCCGUGCAGCUGGUAUCAUUGACAAAAUGAUGCUCGCAGCUCCAGACGAAUUAAGAGAGAAACUUUUGGCCAGACCGAAGUUAUCUCUUGAUACUUUGAUUAAAAUGGUGAAAUCUUACCAAUCUGUAAAAAACCAAGCAAAGCAAAUGGUAUUAAGUACUGAAGGUCCCGGAAAUAACGGUAAUAACGUGAAUAAGAUCCAAUGGGGUUCAAAGAACAAAAUUGAUGGGAAAGAUGCGAAACAGGGCGUUUUUCAAAGAUGUAUUCGAUGUGGUUUAUACCAUGAUAUUUCCAAGAGACAAGACUGUCCGUCUUUUAGCAAAGAAUGCCACAAAUGCCAUAAGAUGAAUCAUUUUUCAAAGGAAUGUAGGAGCAGAGAAAUCUUAAAAAGGAAAAAUGAAGAUCCUAUUAAGAGCACAGUAGAAGACUCUAAGAAAAGACGCGUCAGAGUAAUAGAAGAUGAGGACUCAAAAGUAGCGAAGAAAGAUGGAGAAGACGCCUUCAUUUUUAAUAUAGGUGAUGGCGAUGAAUAUGUAUGGUGUAAGAUUGGUGGAGUUCUCGUAGAAAUGCUUAUUGAUUCAGGUUCUACACACAAUGUUAUUGACGAAAAGACAUGGCUGUACAUGAAGAAGAGUGGAUUGGAAGUGAUAAAUUCAACCACAGAGUGCAAAGAAAAGCUCAAGGCGUAUGGGCAAAAUUCAUAUUUACAGAUUGUUGGUCAGUUUGAAGCUGUUGUGAUGAUUGAAGAUAAUGGAAAAGAUUAUAAAACGUCCGCAAAGUUCUUUGUGGUUAAAAAUGGAUCACAACCAUUGUUGGGGAAGAUCACUGCAACGAUUUUGGGAGUGUUGAUUGUUGGGCUACCUAGCACACGCAAGUCACAGAUAAACUCAACGUCAGCGGAAAGGGUAAUAACACCUUUUCCAAGAAUUAAAGGUGUAAAACUAGUUAUACCCAUUGAUGAGUCUGUGCCACCUGUCAGCCAACAUCCACGACGUCCACCCAUUGCUUUGCAACGUAAGGUAGAAGAGAAAUUAAACGAACUUUUGAGGUUGGACAUUAUUGAAGAAGCUGUAGGUCACAGUUUGUGGGUAUCACCUGUUGUUGUCGUACCCAAAGGAGUUGAUGACAUUCGUCUAUGCAUAGACAUGAGAUUGGCUAAUAAGGCCAUCAAGAGGGAGCAUUAUAUGAUGCCAAGUUUUGACGAUUUUCUGCCCCAUUUGACUGCAGCCAGAGUCUUUUCACGCAUCGAUAUAAGAAAUGCGUAUCAUCAAGUUGAGUUGGAUGAGAAGUGCCGAUAUAUCACUACAUUUAUCACGCACAAGGGAGUAUUUCGUUACAAAAGACUAAUGUUUGGCAUUUCCUGUGCACCUGAAAUGUUCCAAAGAAUCAUGGAGCAGAUGCUUGCCAAAUGUUCAAAUACACUGAUCUAUAUUGAUGAUGUAGUCGUUUUCGGCAAGAAUGAAGAAGAGCAUGAUCAUGUCCUACGGCAAGUGUUGGAUACAUUGCGGAAGCGUGAUGUAUUACUUAAUCGAGAAAAAUGUAUCUUCAAGGUUCCGGAGAUAGUAUUUUUGGGGCACCGAAUUUCAGGAAAGGGCAUAAAACCAGCAGAAGACAAGAUUUCAUCGAUCAAGUCGCUCAGGGAACCCCAAACAAGAGAGGAAUUGAGAAGUUUUCUGGGGUUGGUGAACUAUGUGGGUCGCUUUAUAAAAGAUUGUGCAACAGUGACAGAUCCACUUCGACAACUGAUUCAUCAGGGUGUAGAUUUCCUAUGGGAAGAAAAACAUCGUAAAGCAUUCGAGACUUUGAAAGACAUGAUAUCAACCCCUGAGACUUUGAGUUAUUUUGAUAACGGAAGACGUACACGAAUUAUUGCUGACGCCUCACCUGUCGGAAUUGGGGCUGUAUUAGUCCAGUUUGAUGGAGAUAACACCACACCACAGGUCAUUGCUUAUGUCAGCAAGAGUCUGUCUAAAACGGAACAGAGGUAUUGUCAAACAGAAAGGGAGGCAUUGGCAUUGGUGUGGGCUGUGGAAAAGUUUUCUAUUUAUCUCAUUGGACGCGAAUUCGAGUUGGAAACAGAUCAUAAACCUUUGGAAAUAAUUUUUAAACCACAGUCACGCCCAUGCGCUAGAAUUGAAAGGUGGGUCCUCCGACUUCAGUCUUUCCGAUUUAGAGUCAUAUACAAGAAAGGAUCACUUAAUGUGGCUGAUUCUUUGUCACGAUUGGUCACUAGUGAGAUUCAGGAGACAUUUGACGUGGAGGAUGACAACAUGGUCAGAUCAAUCGUGGAGUCUGCAGCUGUUGAUGUGACGGAAAUCGAAGAAGCUUCAGCUUUGGACCCGGAAUUUGGCAAAUUGCGUGAAUCUGUAAUGACAGGUAGAUGGACAGAGGAAGUCAAAGCAUACCAACCAUUUAGGGAUGAACUAACCGUGACAGGGAAUAUUCUCAUUAGGGGAAAUAAGUUGGUGGUUCCUGGAAAGAUUCGUUCUCGGAUGUUGAAUCUGGCCCAUGAAGGCCAUCCUGGCGAGUCAGCAAUGAAGAGACGGUUAAGGGAUCGAGUGUGGUGGCCAGGACUUGAUAACGAUGUCACUAAAUUUGUAAAAGUUUGUGAAGGGUGCAGCUUGGUUACAACUCCCAACAGACCAGAAGAGCAAUUGUGA
Messenger RNA from Phlebotomus papatasi, 3072 nucleotides. RefSeq lists its product as uncharacterized. The record is from RefSeq and is a predicted model, not a curated record. NCBI's taxonomy places the organism in Eukaryota, Metazoa, Arthropoda, Insecta, Diptera, Psychodidae. The transcript has a single exon. Gene Ontology annotation, biological process: proteolysis. The coding region runs from base 1 to 3072 and encodes 1023 amino acids. Gene Ontology annotation, molecular function: aspartic-type endopeptidase activity.